Molecule: messenger RNA, 653 nt
Organism: Strongylocentrotus purpuratus (purple sea urchin)
Lineage: Eukaryota; Metazoa; Echinodermata; Echinoidea; Camarodonta; Strongylocentrotidae
Exons: 5
Coding region: 190-603 (137 amino acids)
Source: RefSeq, a predicted model, not a curated record
UCAUGUGGUCACAGAGAGCCAUCCCUCAUCAAACUUUGUUCUGAGAAGAGAAGACAGCUACUGGAAGAGGAAGACCUAGGACUCCCUGUCACCUGCCACACCCUAAGGAAGGUGUACACUUUCUUGCAGAACAUUGUGCUUCAGGGGAGUGAGCUGUUACUGCAUGCGUCUGUCAUCUGUAUCAAAGCAAUGAUCAACAUGACGGCUGACAAAAACCCCACAGCAAAUCAGCAUCUAUUGAGUCAGCCAUGGAAUCAACUGCUUAUCAACUGUGUAGUGGAACUAUACCAGGAGUCCAGUACUAUUAACCAAGCCAUUCCAGAACUCAUCACUCUUUUCAUGAUGCAAGGUAACAUACAGGGCUAUGUAAAGCAGCACCAUGUGGACAGCUUACUGCUAUCUAUCUUCAAGACAGAACCAGCUCAGCACGACAGACAGCAAGCAUCCUCUAUUCAACAUCUAUUAAACGCAGUGCGGUCCAGACCAGAAAUUGUGAUGAGCAAAAGACAGAGUGAUCAGCUAGCAUCAUGGAUGGAUAAGCUAAAGACUCACUUACUGCAACUACCCAAGGAUCAUCCUACAUUUCAUCUGCUGUACCCUUAAAAGUGUAGACCAGAUGAAGGCCUACUUGUAAUCUCUGGAUUUUUAGUUUC